Molecule: messenger RNA, 510 nt
Organism: Clunio marinus
Lineage: Eukaryota; Metazoa; Arthropoda; Insecta; Diptera; Chironomidae
Source: the annotation of a GenBank genome assembly
UUAAAGUCCAUACAUGCAUGAUUGGAAAAAUCUAAUCGUUGAAAAUGUUUCUUUCUCAAAUCAUAAAUUACACGUUUUUGCUAUCGAAAUUGUACUCGAGAAAAGUUCAUUGCGAGAUAAUUUGUAGGCUUUUGUACGAUUAUGAAGAGAAGAAUAUAUUAUUCCAGAUGAAAAAAUUACAAAAAUAACAUUCCAGAAAAUUGCGGAACGAUUUUUAAAAUUUUAUAACCGUUAAAAAUUAAAUGCGUGACAAAAUAUUUUGUAAAUUUUAAUUUUAAUUAUAAAAUGAGAUAAGAAAUGAAAAUAUAAUGUAUUUAGCUUUAUAAUUUCUUAUCUUAAUCAUUAAAUCAUGUAGAAUUUAAUUUUAAUAACAUAAAAUUAAAUUCUUACUUUGAUAUUUGUAACGGUAAAAAUUUCAAAAAUAUCCGCAAUUUUCUGGCAUGGAAUAAUUUUUCCGCAAUAAUCUGGAUUUGGAAUAGUUUAGUCGCGGAAAAAUAUAUUCUUCUCAUU